This is a messenger RNA of Camelina sativa (false flax), 864 nucleotides long. RefSeq names its product putative phosphopantothenoylcysteine decarboxylase. The record is from RefSeq and is a predicted model, not a curated record. Gene Ontology annotation, biological process: coenzyme A biosynthetic process. Gene Ontology annotation, cellular component: phosphopantothenoylcysteine decarboxylase complex. Lineage: Eukaryota; Viridiplantae; Streptophyta; Magnoliopsida; Brassicales; Brassicaceae. Gene Ontology annotation, molecular function: FMN binding; phosphopantothenoylcysteine decarboxylase activity.
AUGAUUCCAAAACUAACAUACACUCGUAAAUAUUCCAAAACUAGCACAAAAUUUAUAUACAGAAAAUCAAAUAGCUUCUCCUUCUUUUUCUCGAACACUCCAUCUCCGUCGGAAUUAUCCACAUCAGCUCGCUUCAUCUCCGCCGGAAUCACUUCUCCUUCUCUUCCUCCUUCUCCUACGCUUCACCUCGACACCGAAUCGAUCCGACGAGUCUCCUGCUUUGCAAGAGAUGGAGAGGUAGAGACAGAUAAAUAUGCAAGGGGUGAUGUAACAAGGAAGACUCGUAUCUUAUUGGCUACAAAUGGAAGUGUGGCUGCAAUUAAGUUCAUCAAUUUAUGCUAUUGUUUCUGGGAAUGGGAUGAAGUCAAAGUUGUCGCUUCUCAAUCAUCUCUCAAUUUUGUUGAUAAACCUUCUCUUCCUCAGAACAUGACUCUCUAUACUAAUGAACAUGAAUGGUCUAGCUGGAACAAGAUUGGUGAUCAUUGCUUUUUGUCUACUAACACAUUGUGCAAGAUUGUUGGUGGGUUAUGUGAUAAUCUGUUGACAUGUUUAGUAAGGGCGUGGGAUUAUAGCAAACCGUUGUUUGUUGCAAAUGCAAUGAACACUUUGAUAUGGAACAAUCCCUUAACAGAACAUCACCUUGUGUUGCUUGAUGAACUUGGAAUUACUCUCAUUAGCCUGUAUAGAUUAUCGUAGUGUUGCAACGGCCCAUGGUGGUGUGUUUAUUAGAUUUACACCCGCAGACUUUCAAAUGGUAUGUAGGUUUGUAAUAUUUCACAUCAUUUAUGUUACAAAUGUUAUGUUAUGGAUGGUGUAUUUUGUGAAACUCGAUGGUUAUUAAAGCAAAUGGUAGUUUCUUAAAAA